AUGGGCCUGAUGAAUAUGUUCUCUUCUAUCGCACAGCGAGCAGAGAAGUUCUUGAAUGAGAAGAACACGUUGACAGACUUUCUGGGGAACUUGGAGGAGAAGACUGGGAUAAAGAAGAAGCUCCUUGCAGCAGGUGCCGUCUCGCUGACUGGACUCUACCUGAUGUACGGAUAUGGAGCCUCACUCGUCUGCAACCUGAUCGGUUUCGUCUAUCCAGCUUAUUUUUCAAUCAAAGCCAUCGAAAGUCCGAGCAAAGAAGACGACACCAAAUGGCUGACGUACUGGGUGGUGUACGGCGUCUUCAGCCUGGGCGAGUUCUUCUCCGAUAUUUUCCUCUACUGGUUUCCAUUCUACUACGCAUUUAAGUGUCUCUUCCUGUUGUGGUGCAUGGCCCCGAUGGCGUGGAACGGCUCCCAGGUCAUCUACGACCGGGUGGUGCGUCCCGUCUUCCUCCGCCACGAGGCCACGGUGGACAACAUGGUGAGCGACCUCAGCGGGAAGGCCAUGAACGCUGCUGAGCACCUCACCAGAGAAGUCCUGUCCUCUCUGGUGAAGAACAGAGCUCUGGUGACUCCGCUGCCGCCCGUCACUCAGGCUGAAGCCAUCAGUUUACCGAGCUCAUCGACGGAAACAUCAGCAGCUAGAAGAGCGACGUCCCAGCCGAGUGAAGAACGACCCGUACGUAUCUGCUCCUCCUCCUGGUCCACUUUCCCUCUUGAAGAGAUCAAACUUUAUACGACAACAGAGGGUCAUGUGACCACAUCUGAGGGCAAAGGUCACAAAGUCAGUGACGAGGAAAGAGUUAAGGGUCACUGA
Messenger RNA from Limanda limanda (common dab), 816 nucleotides. It is a transcript of the gene reep6, whose product is annotated as receptor accessory protein 6. Bases 1 to 816 code for a protein of 271 amino acids. Lineage: Eukaryota; Metazoa; Chordata; Actinopteri; Pleuronectiformes; Pleuronectidae. The record is from RefSeq and is a predicted model, not a curated record. The transcript is spliced from 5 exons.